UUGCAGAACCUAUCAAGCCAAAUAACCUUCCCAAAAUAUGGAGUUCUUCAAUUUCUUUUCCAUUUUCCUUUUUGUGUCUUUCCUCUUUUUGUUAAGGAAAUGGAAGAAUUCCAAUAACCAAACCAAAAGUUUGCCUCCAGGUCCAUGGAAAUUACCUCUACUUGGAAGCAUGUUUCAUUUGCUAGGUGGACCUCCACACCGUGUCCUUAGAGAUUUAGCCAAAAAAUAUGGACCAAUUAUGCUUCUUCAACUAGGUGAAGUUUCUGCAGUUGUAGUUACUUCUCCUGAGAUGGCAAAAGAAGUACUAAAAACUCAUGACCUUGCUUUUGCAUCUAGGCCCAUACUUGAGGCUGCCAAGAUUGUUUGUUAUAACGGGACCGACAUUGUCUUUUCCCCCUAUGGUGAUUACUGGAGACAAAUGCGUAAAAUUUGUCUUUUGGAAUUGCUUAGCGCCAAAAAUGUCAAGUCAUUCAGCUCUAUUAGACAAGAUGAAGUUCUUCGUAUGAUUGAAUUUUUUCGAUCAUCUUCUGCUGAGCCAGUUAAUACAACAAAAAGGAUUUUUCAAUUUGCAAGCUCUAUGACCUGUAGAUCAGCAUUUGGGAAAGUAUUCAAGGAGCAAGAUGAACUUAUAGCACUGGUUAAAAAAAUGACAGUCUUAAUUGAAGGAUUUAAUGUAGCUGAUAUA
Messenger RNA from Lycium ferocissimum, 685 nucleotides. RefSeq names its product premnaspirodiene oxygenase-like. The transcript has a single exon. Gene Ontology annotation, molecular function: oxidoreductase activity, acting on paired donors, with incorporation or reduction of molecular oxygen; heme binding; monooxygenase activity. The record is from RefSeq and is a predicted model, not a curated record. Lineage: Eukaryota; Viridiplantae; Streptophyta; Magnoliopsida; Solanales; Solanaceae. The annotation marks the transcript as partial.